UGCUGCCGCAGCGGCGCGAGGGAUGCCAUCGAGUGUAUAUACACACAGCGUACACAAGUACACCUCCCCUCGAAAAUAAGAGAACCACCGUAGACGGGGAGGAGGACACGGUCCUCUUAAAAGGGCCACCGGGACCCUCGGACCGUCGAGAAACCGUUAGACGUCCGCCGCGACCAGAGUGCCAGACUCGGACCCUCGACCUUUGCUCUUGCGAGCGUCAGCGACGCACGGGCCGACGACCGAGUCCACGAGGAAGAAGAGCCGCCCGGCGCAAGUGGGUUAGUGGGGCGCACCGGCCCGCCGACGACGACGCCAACGAACGGCGUCGGCAGACACGCUGUGCACUGUCGUCCGGCAAGCAGCACCGGUGCUCGGCUCCUGUAGCGGCCACCAUGCGGAACGCCGUCGCCACGUUCGCGCUACUCCUCGUCCUCGGUGCCACCGCCUGGGCGGAGGAUGAGAAGGACAAGGAAGGACUGGGCUACGUGAUGGCCUUCCCCAUGGAAGAGCCCAAGCCAUCCGGUGGCCGCGUCGAGACGGUGGUCGUGGAGUCUUCCAAGGCCGAGGACCUGCGCCAAGUACUGGGCGCCUACAAGGCGGCCACCAGGCUUAGGCAGCGUCAGCAGCAGCAGCCUCCACAACCCCUGCCGCCUCCGAUGCAGCGCAUGCCACCACCCGACCAGAAGCCACCACUUCUGCUUCUCGUAGUGCACGCACCCCGGCCCUCGGGUCCAGGGCCGUUCAGAGCGGGUCCUCCAAUGCCCGGACCACCACCCGGCUUCCUCCAGGGCCCACCCCCGGCUCCUCACCCCGGCAUGAACCCGUACGCCAUGCUUCCAGCGCCGCCCGUCGGCCCCGCUCAGGUCCAGAUGCCCGCUCCGCCAACGGCGCACCCACCGAGAUCCCACGCUCCUCCCGUCGUCACCCAGCGCGCUAACAAUGGACCCCGAGACAACGGCCCAGGCAUGCACUUUGCCAUCGUCCAGGAGCCGUACAUCGUCAACACUGUGAUGCACGCGCCGUCCAUGAUGCGGCCCGCGUUUAUUCCCGGUCCCGCUCUGUUCUCCGGACCUCCAUCUCCUCCACCAUCUCUACCUCACCCGAUGAUCCACGGCGGACACCCCAUGAUGCACCCACACCACAUGAUGCACCACGACUCGCCCAUAAUGAUGCGCGGCCCACCGAUGUCGCAUGGACCCCAGAUGAUGCACAGUCCUUCCAUGAUGGUGCCCGUCCCCGCGUUUUUGCCCGCUCCACCGAUGAUUCCUCCGUUCAUGAUGCAUGGUCCUCCGAUGAUGCCUGGCGGUCCGAUGAUGCACGGACCUCCCAUGAUGCCAUCUCCAGCCGCCAUGAUGUACGGUCACAUGGGCAGGCCGCGGGUCGGACAAGUGGUCGUGAUGCCCGUCGCGGUGCUGCUCGCCGAGCGACCCGAACCACAGCGUGAGGCUCCGCGCGAGAAGCCAACUCCACCGCCGCCUUCCCAGCCUUCGACUCCACAACCAGCAACUCGGAGAAUGACGACUAUGGAGCGCCUCGGCGUUAACUACGCGCCCGAGGAGGAAGACGACGAUGAACUUAGCCCGAUGGCGACCAUCCGGGCAGCCAACACUGUUCUGCGCAUGCUCAUGAGCAGCUAGCCGCACCACCUGUGAUAUAUUCCACCCAUCCCACCCCCAGCCUUUCGCACCUAAUGUACAGCCAGAGCAAUAAAUCAUUUCUAUUUUUUUACUAAAUUUCACC
This is a messenger RNA of Rhipicephalus microplus (southern cattle tick), 1740 nucleotides long. RefSeq lists its product as uncharacterized. The record is from RefSeq and is a predicted model, not a curated record. Lineage: Eukaryota; Metazoa; Arthropoda; Arachnida; Ixodida; Ixodidae.